Rhizophagus irregularis DAOM 181602=DAOM 197198 is the source of this 1726-nucleotide messenger RNA. RefSeq lists its product as uncharacterized. Gene Ontology annotation, biological process: glutaminyl-tRNAGln biosynthesis via transamidation; mitochondrial translation. Gene Ontology annotation, molecular function: glutaminyl-tRNA synthase (glutamine-hydrolyzing) activity. Gene Ontology annotation, cellular component: glutamyl-tRNA(Gln) amidotransferase complex; mitochondrion. The record is from RefSeq and is a predicted model, not a curated record. NCBI's taxonomy places the organism in Eukaryota, Fungi, Glomeromycota, Glomeromycetes, Glomerales, Glomeraceae.
UUUUUAUUUAGAAUGUGGAGUUUUUUCAAAAUUGUUUCAACUCCCAACCAUGUUUUAAAAUCUUUUCGACAUAAUAUAAUUUAUGUAAAAAAAUUUUCUACCCACAACCUUUACCAAGAAAAAUGGGAAGCGAUUAUUGGGUUGGAAAUUCACGCUCAAAUAAAUUCAAAGAAAAAGUUGUUUUCUAAUUCAUCCACGUCUUUUAAUGAACCUGUUAAUACAAAUGUAUCAGUCAUUGAUGCUGCUUUUCCGGGUACUAUUCCGCGCAUAAAUUCUAAGUGUGUUCAACUUAUAGUUGCAACAUCUUUAGCACUAAUGGGAAAUGUUCAACCCGUUUCAUUCUUUGAUAGAAAACAUUACUUUUAUCCGGAUCUACCGGCUGGAUAUCAGAUAACACAACAUUAUGCUCCAAUAUCCCUUGGUGGAAAAAUAACAUUAUCACCUUUAGAUGGACUUGAUUAUGAAACAGAUGUUAGAAUAAAACAAAUCCAAAUUGAACAAGAUACAGGAAAAAGUAUACAUGAUAUAAAACCUGGAAUGGCUUUAAUAGAUUUAAAUCGUUCUGGUACUGGUUUAAUGGAAAUUGUAACAGAACCUGAUAUAAGAACAUCAAAAGAAGCAGGUCUAACUGUUCGUAAAUUGCAGACCUUACUCAGAACUUUAGGAUCAUCAAAUGGCAACAUGGAAGAAGGAUCAUUACGAUGUGAUGUAAAUGUGUCUGUGCAUGAAAUAGGAACUCCUUUUGGUACAAGAUGCGAAAUCAAAAAUUUGAAUAGUAUCAAAUUUUUAAUGGCAGCUGUUGAUGUAGAAAUUGAACGUCAAAUAGCUGAAUUGAAAAAGGGACAUUCUAUUAUUCAAGAAACUAGAGGAUAUGAUGUCGCUGCUAAUCAAACUUUUAGAUUAAGAACUAAAGAAACUUCUGCUGAUUAUAGAUACAUGCCUGAACCUGAUAUACCUUCAUUAAUAAUUACUGAAGAUUACCUUACGGGCAUCCAUAAUAAACUACCAGAAUUACCUGAUGAUCUUAAAAAAAGACUAAUGAAUCAAUAUAAUAUUUCAUUGCGUGAUGUUAUGUCAUUAAUGCACGAAGAUGGUGGUGUUGAAUAUUUUGAAGAAAUAGCAAAAAAUCGAAAUCCUCAUCAUGUUGUAAAUUGGAUUACACAUGAUUUAUAUGGUCUUUUAAAUACUAAUAAUAUUAAAUUCAAUCACAAUCCUGUAACAACACAACAAUUAGGUUCUAUAAUUGAUUCUAUUAAAACGGAUGAUAUUACAGCUAAAACGGGAAGAAAGAUUCUUACUAUAAUGGUUUUGGGUGAUAAGCGUCUUUGUCAUGAUAUUGUUCAAGAAAAGGGAUGGAAACAGCUAACAAAUACUUACGAAUUAGAAAUAAUUUGUAAAAAUAUCUUAUCAAAAAAUCCUAAACAGGUACAACAAUAUAAACAAGGAAAUAAAAAUAUAUUUAGUUGGUUUGUAGGGCAAGUUAUGAAAGAAACCAAAAGUAACGCAAAUCCUAAAUUAGUGAAUGAUAUUUUAACAAAAUAUUUAAAUUAAUAGUAUAAUAAAAAGUUUUUUUUUUCUUAUUAUUUUUGUUAAUAUAAAAUUGUAUUAAUACAGUGCUAAUACUAUCUUUAUUUUGUGAACAAACUCGUGUUGAAAAUUAUUUGCGAAAUAUAAGGUUAUAACGAUAUCAAAGUAUCAUUGAACAAUUUAUAUUAAUGAUUUUUAC